UUCUAAUAAGAGAGGGGUAUACGGGAGAGAGGACGCGGCUCAUUGAAAUUACAGGCAGAGCUACUUUUCUGGAUCAGUUUGACUUCCAUGCCCUGUAGCGAACAUCAGACUUGGCUUCUAUCGCAUCCUAACAGAAACAGGGUGGCGCAAGGGGAUUCUAAAUUCUAUUUUCAUAUCUCUGUAUGGUUUGACAGGGUAGCCGACCAUAGGACGGAGGGACGCAGUACGGCUGUUUCAUUUGGUGGGAAUCGGAUUGUGAUGAUGCCUCCGAUGAGUCUGGGCGCUCAGCAGAAUUUAAAUUAGGUGUUCAGCAGCAGUUUGUUGUGGAGAAAAAGGACACGAUAAAAAAAUCAUCACUGGAGAAAAUAAGCAGACAUUUAAAUGAACGAACGACAAAAUGACUUUAUACAUUUCUCGUCAUAAAGUGCUCUACCCGUUCGGUAAUUGAGUGGAUAAAUCGCCAGUUUGCCGAGCAAAUCAACAGGUCGGCAGCGUAAAACGCAUUGGAAUCAAGGGCGCACACGCUGAAGGGAUGUAUCUUUCUAUUUUGUUUUUCCUCUGUUUAUGGGCUCAAGCCCUAACGCUGAGAAACUUGAACUACUCGGUGCCAGAGGAGCAAAAACAGAACACUAUAAUCGGUAAUCUCGCCAAAGAUGCUAACAUUGAAAUAAAUGUAACGGGCCAAAAAUCCAACUUCAGGGUGUUGGAGAAUUCUGCCCGGCAUCUCGUAGACGUGGACCCCACGAGCGGGCUGCUCAGGACUAAGCAGCGGAUUGACAGGGACACGUUGUGCCAACGAAACCCCAAGUGCCAGCUCUCCAUGGAGGUAUUUGCCAACGACGCAGAAAUCUUCAUGAUAAAAAUCGAAAUACAGGACAUAAAUGAUAAUUCCCCCACUUUUCCCAACGACGUGAUUGAUCUUGAGAUAGCUGAGAAUGCGGCUCCGGGCACUCGCUUCCCCCUGACCGCUGCGCACGACCUGGACUCUGGGGAGAACGCGCUGAAAACCUAUCAGAUCACGCGAGACGAUUAUAGCAUCUUUUCUUUGGAUGUAAAAUCAAGAGGGGACGGAACUAAAUUCCCAGAGCUGGUGAUUCAGAGGCCGUUAGACCGGGAGGAACGCAGCCACCAUACACUGAUUCUAACAGCCAUUGACGGAGGGGAAUAUCCCCGAUCCGGUACCAUGCAGAUUAAUGUAAAAGUUAUUGAUUCUAAUGAUAACAGCCCGGUGUUUGAGUUGCCUUCCUAUGUGGUUGAAGUCCCCGAGAACACCCCCACCGGAAGAGUAUUGAUAGAUUUAAAUGCCACAGAUCCCGACGAAGGCAGCAACGGGCAGAUAGUUUAUUCAUUUAGUGGCUACACGCCAGACCGGAUCAGAGAACUGUUCUCUAUAGACCCUGAAACAGGUGUCAUAAAGAUUCAGGGGAAAAUCGACUAUGAGGAAAACCCAAUUAUAGAGAUUGAUGUUCAGGCAAAAGACCAAGGGCCCAAUCCCAUUCCCGGCCAUUGUAAAGUCACUGUUAAAGUGUUGGACAGGAAUGACAACUGGCCGUCCAUCAACUUCGUGUCUGUGCGACAGGGGGCCAUCAGCGAAGCGGCCCCCCCAGGGACAGUCAUCGCCUUGGUGAGAGUCACAGACAAAGACUCGGGCAGGAACGGCCAGCUCCAGUGUCGGGUGCUGGGGAACGUGCCUUUCAAGCUGGAGGAGAACUACGACAACUUCUACACGGUGGAGACAGACAAGCCGCUGGACCGCGAGCUCCAGGACGAGUACAACAUCACCAUCCUGGCCAAGGACAAUGGCAACCCGCCGCUUAACUCCACCAAGUCAUUCACUGUCAAGAUCCUGGAUGAGAAUGACAACGCCCCCCACUUUACCAAACCCGUUUACGUCAUGCAGAUAUCGGAGAACAAUGUGCCGGGUGAGUACAUGGGCUCGGUUCUGGCCAUCGACCCCGACCUGGGUCUGAAUGGAACGGUGUCUUAUGUCCUGCUACCCUCCAAUGUCAGCAGUGACUCCAUUCAGACAUUUGUGGGGGUCACAGCCUCCACCGGUGCCAUCUAUGCACUGCGGGCCUUCAACUAUGAGCAGACCAAGUACUUUGACUUCAAGGUUCUGGCCAAAGACUCGGGUUCACCUCACUUGCAGAGCAACGCCACGGUGCGCGUGAACAUCUUGGACGUGAACGACAACGUCCCCGUGAUCGUGCUCCCACUCCUGCAAAACGACACGGCCGAGAUCCACGUCCCGCGUAACGUGGGCAUCGGCCACAUCGUGACGACGGUGCGCGCCGUGGACAACGACUCCGGCGAGAGCGGGCGCCUCACCUAUGAGAUCACAGAGGGCAACGAGGAGCACCUGUUCGAGAUCGACCCGGUGAGCGGUGAGGUGCGCACCUCCCACUCGCUCUGGGAGGAGGUGGCGCCUGUGGUGGAGCUGGUCAUCCGCGUCUCUGACCACGGCAAGCCGUCGCUCGCGGACAACGCCAAACUUAUCAUCAAGGCCUACUCGGGGGCGCUGCCCGAGGGCGAGCCGCGCAUCAACGCCGAGCGCCACGGCUGGGACAUGUCGCUGCCGCUCAUCGUGACGCUCAGCAUCAUCUCCAUCAUGCUGCUGGCCGCCAUGGUGACCAUCGUGGUCAAGUGCAAGCGCGAGAACAAGGAGAUCCGCACGUACAACUGCCGCAUCGCCGAGUACUCGCACCCGACGCUCGGCAAGAGCAAGAAGAAGAAGAUCAACAAGAACGACAUCAUGCUGGUGCAGAGCGAGGUGGAGGAGCGCGACGCCAUGAACGUCAUGAAUGUGGUGAGCAGCCCUUCGCUCGCCACCUCCCCCAUGUAUUUCGAUUACCAGACGCGGCUGCCCCUCAGCUCGCCGCGCUCCGAGGUCAUGUACCUCAAGCCGGCCGCCAACAACCUGCCAGUGCCGCAGGGGCCCGUCGGCUGCCACACCAGCUUCACAGGGCCCGUCACCAGCACCACCGAGACCCCCACUAACAGGAUGUCCAUCAUUCAGACAGACAAUUUCCCCGCUGAGCCCAAUUACAUGGGGAGCAGGCAGCAGUUUGUUCAAAGCAGCUCGACAUUCAAAGACCCCGAGCGGGCCAGCCUCCGGGACAGUGGCCAUGGCGACAGCGACCAGGCCGACAGCGACCAGGACACUAAUAAAGGCUCGUGCUGCGACAUGUCGGCCAAGGAGGCGCUCAAGCUGAAAGCAGCUGGCCCCAAAACACAGCUACUGGAGCAAGCUACUGAGGAGGAGUGCGUAAACUGCACGGACGAGUGCCGUGUGCUGGGUCACUCCGACCGGUGCUGGAUGCCCCAGUUCCCAGUGGGCGGUUCGCAGGCGGAGGGCUCCGACUACCGCACCAACGUCUUUGUCCCCGCCGGCAUGGAGUCCGUCGCCGUAGAGACGGAGACCUACGAGACCAUAAACCCCAACGGCAAGAAGACCUUCUGCACGUUCGGCAAGGAGCGGCGCGACCACACCAUCCUGGUGGCCAACGUCAAGCCCUACCUGAAGGCCAAGCGUGCGCUCAGCCCACUCCUCCAGGAGGUGCCCUCGGCCUCCUGCAGCCCCACCAAGGGCUGCUGCAUCACCUCCUCCCCGUCGUCCUCCUCCGCAGCAGCAUACAAGGUCCCGGGUGACGGAGCCGAGGGCCUGCCCAGCACCAGCCACCACCACCACCAGCUGUGCGGAGGUGGAGGGGGUCCCGAGGGACAGUACCUGUCGCCCAGCAAACACGGACGCGAGCAGCAGGGGGCCGCCUCAGACCCGGUGGCCAAGGUGCUGGCCGAGGCGAGGUCCAGGAUCAGCCAGGAGGUGGGGAUGGAGGAAGGGGUCGGCGUGGGCAUCAGCGUGGGGGUCGGGGGCGAGAGGGGCGGGCGGGACGGCGUGGACGCCGACCAGGUGGUGCGAGACAUCGACAAACUGCUGCAGGACUGUCGCACCAACGAGGCCACGCCCAUCAGGAAGUGAGGCUCACGUAAGGUCGCGGGGACGUUACGGAAGCCAUUUUCGUUUCCUUAAAAAAUAAAUAAAUACGAAAAAGCGAGGGUAUUGAUGGAAAAAUUGGGAGCAGAACGAGCCGAAUUUGAAUGAACAAAGUCUAAAAAGAGACAUAACUAUUUUCCCCAGUUAAAGACUCCACCAAAUGCACCCACCGCAAUGGGCUUGUGGGGUUCUCACCCCCCACUCCCCCGUCCCCCCAGCAGAGGACACAAAUUCGCCACUGCCUUGAAAAGGCUUUUAGGGGAGGAAAAAACCUGACAAGUUUCAGAGGAGGAGAGAAAAAAAACACGGAGAAAACACUUCAGGACUGGAGCAGUUUUUUUUGUGACUGUUUCGACUGAGGGGGACAUUCUCUGGACAGCACGCAGAGAUGCCUCUGACUCCGACGGCUCCUUUCGUUGCAAGCUUUUUCUUCAAGUGCCCACCAGCUCAGAACUGUUUCUCUGCCGUGAGUCUGUGUGUAUGUGUGUGUGUGUGAGAGAGAGAGAGAGCGAGAGACUGAGGAUCUGCAAAACUCCAUAAGAGACUGCUCGGCCGUAGCUCAUCAUGGGGGGCGGAGACUCUGACCACACCCCUUUGUAGACUGACAAUCGCAUCCAAGUGUGGAGGCGAUCCGACUACACACAUCAGGAGCUGCGCGGACCCAGAGACCGAAACACACACACCGAAACACACACACACACACAAACACACACACACACAAACACGCACACACACAAACAUGCACACACACAAACACACACAUUACUGUAAACUCACACUAUCUUUUUCUGACUUUGUAAUAUCUGUGUUUGAAGUGCAAAUGAUAUCUGGACACAGAAAACAGGCUGGGGUGGGACUUUUGGGGGGGAGGGGGGGUUAUGAGUUGGAGAUAUCUUCUGAGCAGUGGUGAAGGGGGGGUUGGGGGGGGGGGGCUGUUCAAACGAAAUGUAACCAUUUUUCAGCCAUCAUUUCUAGUCAUGUGUGUAAACUGUGUUUUCUCUGCCCUUCUCUGUGUGCAAAGCCUACAUAACAGAACAUUCCAGUCAGUCUUAAGUCUAUUGUGUGAAAGACAUCAUAACCAUGAGCUACUUGUUCUUCACGCACCAUGGCAGCGUAUCUGUCCAACAUUAAACGAAAGGCAAUCACAAUCCUGUAUAUUAGGGACAUAUUUCCUUGACUGUGAAAAGAUAUAUCUAUAUAUACAUAUAGAUAAAUAUAUAUAUAUAUGAACUUAUACUGUAUAGUGCCCAGAUAUUAACAAAAUAUUUAUACAUUUUGUAAAAAACAAAAGGAAAAAAAUCUAAAGAAAAAAGAAAAUCCAGCACACACGUACAAAACAGGAAGAUGACACUUUGGAGCAGAGGUGUGUUGUGGGAUUUGCAGUUAAUUGGUAAGCUAUUUAUUUAAGAAACUGCUGUGGACACUGCUGCCGCCUUCAUAACGGAAAAAAAGGAUUUUAAAAAACAACAAAAAAGGAAAUGUCCCUUCACAUGAUCACUUAUACACUAUAUCAUUCAAUGUGUAAAAUGUGUCCCAUUCAAUGUGUUUACAUCCAAAUAUGACAUAUUUUUUAUUGAUUUUACUGCAAUUUCUGUGCAUAUGAGCCAAAUUGUUACGUGUACAAGAGCUAUAUUGUGUAUUUUAUUAAAUUAAUAUAUAGUUGUGUUGCAAUAUA
This is a messenger RNA of Clupea harengus (Atlantic herring), 5669 nucleotides long. RefSeq names its product protocadherin 17 (gene pcdh17). Gene Ontology annotation, biological process: homophilic cell-cell adhesion. Gene Ontology annotation, molecular function: calcium ion binding. Gene Ontology annotation, cellular component: plasma membrane. Lineage: Eukaryota; Metazoa; Chordata; Actinopteri; Clupeiformes; Clupeidae. The record is from RefSeq and is a predicted model, not a curated record.